This is a messenger RNA of Corythoichthys intestinalis (scribbled pipefish), 3781 nucleotides long. It is a transcript of the gene btbd8, whose product is annotated as BTB domain containing 8. The record is from RefSeq and is a predicted model, not a curated record. Lineage: Eukaryota; Metazoa; Chordata; Actinopteri; Syngnathiformes; Syngnathidae. Bases 978 to 3527 code for a protein of 849 amino acids. The transcript is spliced from 7 exons.
UUCAAAUUGUUAUAAUUAAAGAUUUACUGAAAAAUGCUAACUUUCAUUAGCCGGUUUAUAGCAUUUCACAUUACAUGUUAGUAUUCGGCUAACAGAUGUUUUCCUACAAACAUUUUUGUCAGUUAAAUCAAAAAUAUGUCCGUCUUACAGUAAACUGAUUCACAAAUAAGCAGCUCUGUACACAAGGAAACAAUGGAAGCGUUGUAGGCGGAGCUAAUGGACAGCUAACCACUUAACAGUGCCACAACAUGCUAACCAGCACUCAAAUUUACCGUGUAAUACAUGCGUUGUAGUUUCCGUCAGCGCGAAAAUUUCUUUUAAACUGUUUAAAGAUUUACCGAAACAUGCUAAUUUCCUGUUCACAGCAUUUCACAUUACAUGUUAGCAUUACGCUAACAGAUGUUUUCUUAUAAACAUUUUUGUCAUUUAACUCUAAAAUGAGUCUGUCUAACAGAAAACUGAUUUACAAAUAAGCAGCUCUGUACACAAACGAACAAAACAAUCGAAGCGUCCUUGGCAGAGGUAAUGGACCGCUAAUCUUCGGAGGCGAGUAGACGCACGCCGCCCUCGCCGAUUAAACCCGUAGCAGUCUCGGCUAAUCUGAUGCAACACACACACACACGGGUGCGUCUUCUGCGCCAGAGAGUGAGUCUGCGGAGGGCGGGGUUGUGUGUUGCUAUGGCGAUGAAAGGUCCUUCCAAGCAGCUGGUGAUUGGCUGACUCUGCACAGCACCAUUUUUCCAUUCUUAACAACCCACACCCAGGAGAUCCAAUCACCAGACGCAUUCCACGCUGCUGUACUGCGCCUCCUCUGGAGCUUCUCGUGGCUUGCGGACCAGCGGAGCAGAUGGUUCAGACCGGAAGCUUGUCGUCAGCAGUUCACUGGUAAUUGUUGUUACUACGUUCAGACUUGAACAGCAGAAACCGCUACUAAGAUGCUCUUCAACUGCUGAGUUCAAGCAUCUCCUCCACCCGCCAUGAAGUCAGACGCUCUGACGACCGCUCACAAAUCAGGAGACGGACAGACUUCCAAAGCGAAUACCGCCAGAAAACCCGGAGAACGGAGCACGGCGACAAAACCGAAGGCGACGUCAACUGGGGCGCCGGUUUUAAACGGUGCCGCGGGGGCUAGGAGGGAUGUCGCCGGUCCGGCUCGAUCUCGCGUGGUGAAGGAAACUGAUAAGAAGGUUAAUCCAGGGAGCAGAUUGAAGACCUCCCCUCCUAGCUGCACAUCCAGAGCUCUAAAGGGCCCCACGCAACAGGCCAGUUCAGCCGCAUCGGCAGAAAACGGCGGCAAGAGCCAUCAUGUUGUGAACCCAUCCAUUCCAGGAACAAAACCCAAACAGCCAUUGAACAAAUCCACGCUGACUAAAUCGGAUCCAACAAAGCAGACUAGCGGCAGUCCUGCCAGCAGGUCCAAGGCGAAAGAAGCCAUUAAAGUCAAGCCUGGAGCAGCAGAGGGCGCUGUGGCUGGAACGGGGAGAGCCAGAGGAGACACCAAAGGAAAAGGACUGCAAGAAAACCAUGCCGUCAAGCAUGGAGCUCCUGUAAAAAAGCAGGUUUUGCCCAGAAAAGAUUUAGACAGCAUCAAAUCUGCACCUACCAAACCAAAUGGAGAAACAACCAAAAAGAACAUAACCGGAGCCUCAGCUAAAUGUGCUAACAAACCAACCAAAGUGUCUGUGCCGUCUAAGCAACCGUCAAAGUCUUCACCAAAGGCUAAAAGUACGACAGAAUAUGAGAUAGCCUCAACAAAAUCCAGAACAAGCAGAAAUGGAAAAGGACCCGAAACAAAGGAAAAUGCUAAAAGUUUAGACUGUAAAACUGAACAAGAGACGAGUGUUAGCGUAGCACCUUCGAGCCAAGACCAAGAUUCUGUUAGCUCCCAUCUGGAGACAACUUUGUCUACAUCUGAUGUACAAAAGACUGAAAAACAGUCCGCAAAUGAAGCAGCUAAACCCAGUCUUUCGUCGCAAACUGUUAGAUCUGUCACCGCGGUUAAAAAAUCUGAAAGUCUCACCGGUGUCGGAUCUCCGAGCACCCCCGUAGACACUCCCUGCAGCGUAGGAAGCACCGGCACUCCGUUGGAAGACUCCUGGAGUGGGAUUCACCCGCAGAUCAGUCCCGCGUCCGAAACGGGCAGCACUCACUCCACCUCCUCGGAUGACAUCAAGCCCCGCUCCGAGGACUACGACGCAGGGGGCUCGCAGGACGACGACUGCUACAACGAACGAGGCGUUUCCAAAUGUGGCACCAUGCGCUGCCACGACUUCCUGGGGCGCAGUAGCAGCGACACCAGCACGCCCGAGGAGUUCAAGAUGUAUGAGACAGGCGCGGGGCUGAGGGUAGAGGUUCGUUUGCGAGGGCGGGAGGCAGAGACGACCAGCGAGGAAGAGGUAGCGAGGCGGCGUCCUCGCUCAUGGUUGCAGAAGGAAGAGCAUUCAGGAGGCGUCGUGACAGCGGAAACUGUCUCUGAGAAUCAGACAUCUGAGGAGGAGGAUGACAACGAGGAGACCGAAGAAGAGAGGUCCGAAGUGGAGGUGGUCCCCAGUCAAGCUCCAACCGAUCACUCGCCUCCGUUUCAAGGGAUCGUCAACCUAGCGUUCGACGACGACGGAGGGGACCGAGAGAGCGAGCAGCCGGACUUUCAGUCCGCAUCCAACUUUCGCCGAUCCGUUCUGCUCUCCGUGGACGAGUGCGAGGAGCUCGGUUCUGAGGAAGGCGGACCCCAGACACCUCAAGACCCUGACGACGCGGCUACUCCCUGCGAUGUUUUCGAGUCGGACUCCGUCACUCCGCAAUCUCACUGCGCCCGGUCGCCCAAUCCGUGCGAACAUUCAGGUACAGAUCAAGAAAAGCCCGAGGAGCUCCGGGAAGAGACGUGUGCCGGCACCGAAGCCGCCGCAGACCCCCCGCCCCAAGAGCGUCCGUGUCACCUGGACCUCCGGCAACCGUACGCCAACGGAAUCAAGAAGGCCGACUUACACCUAGACUUAAAUGAGCCACACAUGACGGGGGACUCUCCCGUACGUGCUGCACAAUCUCCAGCAGGCGACAUUGCUUGUGACAGAUUGGAUCUAGGCGGCGGCAACCGCCAGCGGACGCCGUCCAACAAAGCCCUCUCCCCUAUUUACGAGACGGACACAGGCGACACGUUUGCGCGCCGCUCGGACAGAUCGGGACAAGGGAACAAUGAGGACAAACGCAGCGAGUUUGCAGAGCGGGACUGGAACCUGCUUCGGCAGCUCCUCUCGGACCAGGAGUCCAAUUUGGGUGUGAUCAACCCGGUGCCGGAGGAGCUGAACUUGGCGCAGUACCUCAUCAAGCAGACGCUGUCGUUGUCACGGGACUGCCUGGACACCAGGGCCUUCCUGUCCCCGGAGAGGGAGACCUUCAAGCGGUGGGCGGAACUCAUAUCGCCCAUGGAGGACUCGUCCACCAGCAUUACGGUGACCAGUUUCUCCCCGGAAGACGCCGCCUCGCCACAAGGGGAGUGGACCAUUGUGGAACUGGAAACGCAUCACUGACCUGCAACGCGCAGAAGAAACAUACUACAUUUUAGUCCUAAUUUAUUCAAAAUCAUGCUUUUUUUAUUACCCUCUGGUCUGUUAUGCCUGCUGGUAUUUACUUCACAUUACAUCCAUAGCAAAAAAGUUCUAAUUUUGUGGUCUCCAACCACUAGGCCACAUGGAAACUACAAAUAUAUUUUAAUCGUUACAGAAAUGGGCACCUCUCGUCUUGAUCAUACUGUUUUAAUGGAUUCUUAAGAAGAAAACUUGUC